Scheffersomyces coipomensis is the source of this 2475-nucleotide messenger RNA. It is a transcript of the gene NPR2, whose product is annotated as nitrogen permease regulating protein. The coding region runs from base 1 to 2475 and encodes 824 amino acids. Gene Ontology annotation, biological process: positive regulation of autophagy; negative regulation of TORC1 signaling. The transcript has a single exon. The record is from RefSeq and is a predicted model, not a curated record. Gene Ontology annotation, molecular function: GTPase activator activity. Gene Ontology annotation, cellular component: GATOR1 complex; vacuolar membrane. NCBI's taxonomy places the organism in Eukaryota, Fungi, Ascomycota, Pichiomycetes, Serinales, Debaryomycetaceae.
AUGGAAACUUCAGAUGGAUUCAUACCCAUUGUUUCCAUUUUCUAUGCUGUAUUCCAUCCUACAGAAGGUACGAAGAUAGUACAUCAAGUUCCUGAACAUUCCAUAUCUUCAAUCCAUAGAAAAUCUCCCAAGAGUUAUACUGGUAAUAAAGAUGCCCAUAAUGCAUUGGGGAAUGGCAUCAACAAUCAGCGUAAUGAUAAUGAUGAUAAUAAAGACGAUGACGAUAAGGAUGGACAAGAUGAUGACAUUAAUCAUAUGACAGAUGAAGAUCAAUCGAUAUCAUUAUUCAAUUUUGAUACAGUUAAGAAUUACGUUAUACCUAAACCUCAACUAUGCAACAAGCUAAUCAGUUUUAAAAUCAAUAAAUUCAAAGUAGUAGGAUAUCCUGUCAAUAUUGAAAAUCCAGAAUACUCCCGUAAUUCAUUCAAUUUUAACUUUUGUUUUGUAUUUCCUUAUGAUUUAGGUGAUGUAACACCUUAUGAAUCUGCUAUUCAAAGAAUGGGUAAAAUGUUUAAAGUUUUAGAAGAACAAAGUUUCAUAUUAAGUAAAUUAGAUAAAGAUAAUUCAUUUUUUAAGAAGAAUAACGUUAACAAUGGUACUAAUAUUAGCGCUAGUGUAAGUGCUAGUAAUAAUAAUAAAAUCAAUAUUGGAAUAGAUUUGAAUUCCUAUCAUACUUCAUCAACAUCAAAUCAAAACCCAACAACCACUCCACCAGUCUCACAGCAUCCUAAUUCAGUUAUAAAUACACCAGGACAUUCAAGAGCUAAAAAGAUUUCCCUUUCAUCGAUUGAAUCAUUGAUUAAUCAAUUAUAUCAAGAUUUGAAUAAUUAUUCUGAAUGUUGUAUACCUUUGGAUAGUUCAAAUUCAGUUGACAUUAAAUUAUUCCCUAUCUUACCACCACCAGUGAAUAUAAAAGCCUAUCAAGUCCCGAUUGCCACCGUGAAGUUAAAUUCUUUAGUUGAUGUUAAUUGGGAUCCAACCAUGAUUAAAAUCUUACCUUAUAUAAAUGGAAUCAAUUCAGUUAAAAAGAUAAGUGAAUUGGCUAAUGCAAAUUAUAUGUUAACUAAACAAUGUAUUCAACAUCUUAUGCAUUAUAAAUGUAUUGAUAUUAUUGAUAUUUUCCAAUUUAGUAAUAUUUAUGCUCCCACUAAUCAUAUUGGGAAUUUCUUACGAUAUGGAGGUAAAAUGGCAGAAGAUUGUCAAUCAUAUGUGAUAACAAGUGAUGUUGAUAUUGAUUCACCAAAUUAUACUCCCAUUAAUAAUAAUUCUCCUUAUAAUACAUUGACUCCUAACAAUGCAUCAUCAGUUUUGAAUAGACCCACACCAAUCUUGACUAAUAAUGGUUCCAUAUCACCAUUUUCAAGACAUCUGCCAUUAUUAUCUCGAUCUCCUCGUUCUUUAGCAAUGUUGAAUGGAAUCAGUGGAGAAGAAAGUUCGAGUAGUGGUGGUGCAGCAACUGCAGGAUCCGCGGUGGGAGGCAUCAAUGGUUCAGCCACGAGAAUAACAGUUGAUAUAAAAGUACCUUCUAAGGCUAAGUUAUUUUAUCUUUAUCGUUCAUUGAAUCAAGGACAAACGGUUAAAGAAUGGUAUGUUCAACAUCGAAAAUUAUUAGUUAAUAUUGAUGUACGAAGAUUUAUAAAUUUCGGAGUAAUAAGAGGAAUCAUAUAUCGAGUUCAUUCAUUUCCUAUUAUGAAUUCAUUCACGAGAUUACUUGAAUCGAAUGAAUAUGAGAAGUAUUCGAAGUUUGUUGAUUUAGUUAAGAAAAAGAAUGAAGGUGAUAGGAAAGGAAAUGGUAAUAAUAGCAGUAGUAAUACUCGAACUCCAAAGAUUAUAAAUGAUAAGGAUUCAAGAUUGCUUAAAACCAGAGUUAAUGAACAGACUUUGAAAACCACUAAAUCAGGUAGAAAAGUAAGUUUUAAUAGAUCAGUGGGGAGACGACCUCAUUCUUUACUUCCUGAUAUUAUAAGUGAAAGUGAUAAAGAUGAUGAUAAUUAUUCCGAUACUGAGAAAUCGAGAAGACGGAAGAAGACGAAUGGAGAUAGAAGAAGAAGAUCAACUUCAUCAUUAAAGAAGAAUCAAUUAGAUAUGAGAGAAGAUGAUAAUGAGAAUGCCUUAGAUAUAUCAGACGACGAAGAAGAAUAUGAAGGUAGUAAUGGACAAAUAUCAGAACAGGGCACGACUAUAGAUGGAUUAGAUGAUUCUAUCCUGGAUCGAAAUUCUGGUUCAGAUCGAGAUGAAGAGGAAGGAAAUGAUGAUGAUGAUGAUGAUGAUGAUGAAUAUGAUGAUAAUGAUUCUGAUGAAGAGGAAGAAUUAGAUUCUGAUGAACUUGAAGAAGAGAAGAAUAUGAUUAAUCUUAUUAAGUUAUUAAAGGGAUAUCAAAACUUUGAUUCUAUCAAUACUGAAUUACAAACCUCCCGACAAGAUAUUGAAAGUUUAAUUGAUAGUUUAGGAUCAUAUAGUGUUGUAAAUAGUUAA